AUGAUGAUAUCUACUACACAGGGAGAAAUCCCAGAGGGACACGUUCAACCCCAUGAACAAGAGGCAGUCGUUUGCUGCGGAAUGUGCCGACCAAAUGAAAUGUGGUGUCUUGCCCAAUGCAGAACAGAUUGUGUUUCGUCAACAGUCUGUCAAGAAGCGGGAAAAGGAGCCUACGCAAAAUGUCGCGAAUCACCAUAUUUUUUUAAUGCGGGCCUCUUCAACACUGGCGCCUCAUUGAAUAGACUCGGCAGUUUCUAUGCUGGGGCGAUAAUGAAUAGCAAAUUGGAGUUCGAUGUGAUUUUCGGCCCCGCGUAUAAGGGAAUCCCUCUGGCUGUAGCAACGUCCAUAGCGCUGUACCGUGAAUAUGGUGUGGAUGCUCCCUACAUUAUUAAUCGGAAAGAGUCAAAGGAUCAUGGAGAGGGAGGUCUUCUUAUUGGCGCCACAAGCUUCUUGGAACGUCCCCAAUGUCGCGUUCUAAUAAUUGAUGAUGUUAUCACGGCAGGAACAGCUCUACGAGAAGUCGCUUCUCUCCUGCGUCCAUUUAAGGGUUGCGAAAUUGCGGGUGUCGUUGUUGCGCUGGAUAGAGAAGAACGCCUUCGUGAUGAGUCUCCGUCAGAAACUGCAGUACACCUCAUUGCGAAGGAAUAUUCAAUACUACAGUCGUGUCAAUAG
Molecule: messenger RNA, 672 nt
Organism: Condylostylus longicornis
Lineage: Eukaryota; Metazoa; Arthropoda; Insecta; Diptera; Dolichopodidae
Product: orotate phosphoribosyltransferase-like
Exons: 2
Coding region: 1-672 (223 amino acids)
Biological process (GO): pyrimidine ribonucleoside biosynthetic process; 'de novo' pyrimidine nucleobase biosynthetic process; pyrimidine nucleotide biosynthetic process
Cellular component (GO): cytoplasm
Molecular function (GO): orotate phosphoribosyltransferase activity
Source: RefSeq, a predicted model, not a curated record